AUGUGGGAGAAGGAGAGAGGAGACCACGCUACACCACACAACACCACUCCACACCAAAACACACCACACCACACCACAACACACCACACCAAACCACGCCACAACACGCCACGCCAGACCACCACACACCACAUCACGCCACACCACAACACACCACACCACACCACACACCACACCACGUCAUGCCACGCCACACCACAACAAAACACAACACAACACAACACACCACACCACUCCACAUCACAACACACCACGCCACGCCAGGCCACGCCACAACACCGACCACGCUACACCACACAACACCACUCCACACCAAAACACACCACACCACACCACACCACAACACAACACACCACGCCACGCCACGCCACGCCAGGCAACGCCACAACACCGGCACCACACCACACCACAACACACCACACCAAACCACGCCACAACACGCCACGCCAGACCACCACACACCACAUCACGCCACAACACAUCACGCCACACCACACCACACCACACCACAACACACCACGCCACGCCAGGCCACGCCACAACACCGACCACCACACACCACAUCACGCCACACCACAACACACCACACCACACCACUCCACACCACAACACACCACGCCAGGCCACGCCACACCAAAACCACACCACUCCAUACCACGCCACACCACAAACCACACAUCACGCCACACCACACCACACCACAUCACGCCACACCACAACACACCACACAACACCACUCCACACCACAACACACCACGCCAGGCCACGCCACACCAAAACCACACCACUCCAUACCACGCCACACCACAAACCACACAUCACGCCACACCACAACACACCACACCACAUCAUGCCACACCACAACACACCACGCCACGCCACACCAAAACCCCACCACUCCACACCAAAACCACUUCAUACCACACCAAAACCACAACACGCCACGCCACGCCACAACACAACACACCACACCAGACCACACCAAACAACACCGAGUGGUGA
This is a messenger RNA of Limanda limanda (common dab), 1002 nucleotides long. RefSeq names its product histidine-rich glycoprotein-like. The record is from RefSeq and is a predicted model, not a curated record. Bases 1 to 1002 code for a protein of 333 amino acids. Lineage: Eukaryota; Metazoa; Chordata; Actinopteri; Pleuronectiformes; Pleuronectidae. The transcript has 5 exons.